Clonostachys byssicola is the source of this 1713-nucleotide messenger RNA. The record is from the annotation of a GenBank genome assembly. Lineage: Eukaryota; Fungi; Ascomycota; Sordariomycetes; Hypocreales; Bionectriaceae.
AUGGCUGAACCAUUCAUUACGAUUCGGCGUGGAUCGCAAUACUCCGAAACAGGCGAUAACAAUGGAGCACAGUUAUCCCCUAUCCAUGAUACACCUCAACUCAUUCAAGGACCUGCCUCUUCCGACCUACACCAUACUCCCACUAUCGAAGACUGCUCAGAUGAAGAGGGCGAAGCCAAGGCCAACCAUAGACCUCGCCGGUUUGCUCCCAAAGGGCAUCUAAACACACAGGGUCACGGCCGAAGUCCUCGGCCGCCUGGCCCGUACUAUCCGUCCGAUCGACAAAGAACGUAUUCGAAUAACUUCAUGCCACCCUUCUCAAAUCCCCAAGAGAAUAACACCAGAUCCUCUUCAGAUUCUCCACCUUCUCCUACCACAUUCGUUACCCUUGCCUCUGGAAACGGCGAGCAACCCAUACCUGAGCAUUUUAAUCACCAGCCUGAGCAUUUCAACCAUCAGCCUGAGAACUUCAAUCACCAGCCUGAAUCUCCAGUAGAAGGAACACGACGGAUGAGAGGCCACAGACAACGGAAAUCCUCCUUUAUUGCGCCAUCCUCUCCAGCGGGCCAUAGCUACUCCUCAGUCCCAAGCAGCCUCCAAAGCGAUGUCUUCUCUCAAGAUCGUAGACAGAGCGAGUCUCACCGCAGCUGGAGCCCUGAUCAAUCAAUGCCAGCGCCUUCUCCUUACCCUCACAUGAUAAAGCCAAUGCCACCUGACCAACAAAAUUCCGACGCAUUCGCAGGUGGAUGGUCGUCAUCUCCUGGGGCGAACAACCAGAUGCAACUUGUAGGCCCCGGUCCGGGUCCCAACGGGCCCAUGAUGCCGGGCCCAGCGCCACAUCGAGAGCCCCAAGAAUUUCAUAGAGAUCCUCCUAUUUCGGGAUACCAGCAGAUCGCUAUGAAUAUGGCUGGAGAAAUAGGACAUACCCGGAUAUAUCCAAUAUAUCGACGUUAUGCCACGUUAAACCACCGCCUUCUCCUUCAUCUACAAGAUGAGCUCGCCGUGCUCGAAGAGGAAUUGGGGAGACUGGAUUACGACGAUGCCUCCGAGAGAACACAGCAUGAUCAUAUACGCCCCGCUUCGCGAAGAGAAGAAGCCAAGCGUGGGAUUGCUAGGGAUGAGCUGAUGAAAAAUGUCAGCUUUAAAUUAGAACAGUACCGUCAGACACUUGCUGCUUUCCAUGAAAUACAGCAGUACCCCCGACCGACGAACGAAGAAAUCGACGGUUAUAGCAACUUCCUCUUCCGGGAUGGCCCGAUUGUUGAGAGCGAGGCUAGGUUUAUCCGUCACGAGAGCGAUCUCGUGUGUCUCCCCUUCUUCGCGGCAGACGAGCCCGGGCCUCCUCCCAUGAAAGAAAUAUCGGGUAUGCCGCCGCCCUCGCCGAUACAGUCGGAUAUUACUACCCACACGACGAGAAGCAAGCAAGGGAACGACCUUAUGAAGCCCAGGAAGGCGGGCUCUAAUCGCCCUCGCACUCUCCUCAAUGCCGCAUAUGUUAGCAUUGCAGCUAUUCUUGCCCCUAUUCUCACCUUCUUCGUCAUUCCUAGCUUCUUGGGUCGCAUGUUGAUCGUCUUUGUCGCCAUCGGGGGCGUAUCGGCAGUGGUGAUGUCGUCAGGGUUGCUGCGUGGAUCUGACCCAACUGUGAUCAGGGACUGUGUGAUCUGUGCGGGAGUCUAUGGUGGGAUUAUGGCUGUAUUGGCUGGAAUAUGUUGA